UUCCCCAAAGAGGGGAGGGGGCGGCAGAGGAGGCUAAAGGGAGGCCCGGGGCAGGCUUUGGGAUACAUUUUGGGGGAGGGGGUCCAAAGGGUGGCUUGUGUGAUCCUCCCAGCUUCACUGCGUUGGAGGCUAUAAUCUUCCAAAAUAUUAUUGAGGCAUAAGAAGAUUUGGCCCUAGUUUGACCAACUCUUCUUGUUCACCAUGGGGGAGCUCUUCCGGAGUGAAGAAAUGACCCUCGCACAACUUUUUCUUCAGUCUGAAGCAGCGUACUGCUGUGUCAGUGAACUGGGAGAACUUGGAAAGGUCCAGUUUCGAGAUCUAAACCCAGAUGUGAAUGUGUUCCAACGUAAAUUUGUUAACGAAGUUCGGAGGUGUGAAGAGAUGGACAGGAAACUCCGAUUUGUGGAAAAGGAGAUUAAAAAGGCCAAUAUUCCUAUCACAGACACUGGCGAGAAUCCAGAGGUGCCAUUUCCUCGUGACAUGAUUGAUUUGGAGGCAAACUUUGAGAAGAUUGAAAAUGAGCUCAAAGAGAUCAACACAAACCAGGAAGCAUUGAAACGAAACUUCCUAGAGCUGACGGAAUUAAAAUUCAUACUGCGCAAAACACAACAAUUUUUUGAUGAGGCUGAAUUGCAUCAUCAGCAGAUGGCGGAUCCCGAUUUGUUGGAGGAGUCCUCAUCUCUGCUGGAUCCAAGUGAAGUGGGAAGAGGAACCCCACUGCGACUGGGAUUUGUGGCUGGUGUCAUUAGCCGUGAGCGGAUCCCCACUUUCGAACGAAUGCUAUGGAGAGUAUGCCGUGGAAACGUCUUCUUGCGUCAAGCUGAAAUUGAGAAUCCACUGGAAGACCCUGUAACGGGUGACUAUGUGCACAAGUCUGUGUUCAUUAUUUUCUUCCAAGGUGACCAACUGAAAAACAGAGUCAAGAAGAUCUGUGAAGGAUUCCGGGCUUCUCUCUAUCCCUGCCCAGAAACACCCCAGGAAAGGAAGGAAAUGGCUGCUGGAGUCAACACCAGGAUUGAUGACCUUCAGAUGGUGCUGAACCAAACAGAGGAUCAUAGGCAGAGGGUCCUGCAAGCUGCCGCAAAGAAUGUUCGUGUCUGGUUCAUAAAAGUGCGCAAGAUGAAGGCAAUCUACCACACCCUGAACCUCUGCAAUAUUGACGUGACCCAGAAAUGCCUCAUUGCUGAAGUCUGGUGCCCUGUUGCUGACCUUGACUCUAUUCAGUUUGCCCUCAGGCGUGGCACAGAACACAGUGGAUCCACCGUUCCCUCCAUCCUAAACAGGAUGCAAACUAACCAGACACCCCCUACAUACAACAAGACCAACAAGUUCACUGCUGGGUUUCAAAAUAUAGUAGAUGCCUAUGGUAUUGGAACCUACCGUGAGAUCAAUCCAGCACCAUAUACGAUAAUUACCUUCCCCUUCCUAUUUGCUGUGAUGUUUGGGGAUGUGGGCCAUGGAAUUCUUAUGACGCUUUUUGCUGUGUGGAUGGUCAUCAGAGAGAGUCGAAUUUUGUCACAGAAGAGUGACAAUGAGAUGUUCAGCACCAUUUUCAGUGGCCGGUACAUCAUUCUCCUGAUGGGCAGUUUUUCCAUUUACACUGGCCUGAUUUAUAAUGACUGCUUCUCAAAGUCACUCAACAUGUUUGGCUCAUCAUGGAGUGUUCGGCCAAUGUUCACCAAAGAAAACUGGACGGAAGAUCUUCUUCGGGAAUAUCCUGUGCUUCAACUUGAUCCUGCCUCUGAAGGGGUCUUUGGUGGACCAUACCCUUUUGGCAUAGAUCCGAUAUGGAAUAUUGCCUCCAAUAAGCUGACCUUCCUCAACUCCUUUAAGAUGAAGAUGUCAGUCAUUCUGGGCAUCAUCCAUAUGAUGUUUGGAGUCACACUCAGUCUUCUCAACCACAUCUAUUUUAAGAAACCUCUGAAUAUCUACCUUGGGUUUAUUCCUGAAAUCAUCUUCAUGUCAUCACUCUUUGGCUAUCUGGUUAUUCUGAUCUUCUAUAAAUGGACAGCUUAUGAUGCUGCAAUCUCAAGGGAUGCACCAAGCCUUCUCAUCCACUUCAUCAACAUGUGUCUGUUCACCUAUUACCCCAACGACAAAAUGCUUUAUAGUGGACAGAAAGGUCUCCAGUGCUUCUUGGUAGUGGUAGCAUUGUUGUGUGUGCCAUGGAUGCUGGUUGCAAAACCCCUGGUCCUUCGGCAACAGUACCUACGAAGAAAGCACUUGGAAGGGCAGCCUGAGGAGCCCCCUGUCAGCCCAGCUCAGAGCCCGCAGGCAGUAGAAGCAGCAGCGGCUGCAACAGGAACACUCAAUUUUGGUGGAAUCCGAGUGGGCAAUGGGCCAACUGAAGAAGAUGCUGAGAUUAUCCAGCAUGACCAGCUUUCAACCCAUUCAGAUGAGGGGGAAGAGCCUGCCAUGGAGGAAGUGUUUGACUUUGGGGAUACAGUUGUCCACCAGGCUAUCCAUACCAUUGAAUACUGCUUGGGAUGUAUCUCCAACACAGCCUCAUACCUGCGCCUCUGGGCACUCAGUCUGGCUCAUGCACAGCUCUCAGAGGUCCUCUGGACCAUGGUGAUCCACGUGGGGCUCAGUGUGAACAGCUUGGCAGGUGGAUUUGGGUUGUUCUUUGUAUUUGCCGCUUUUGCCACCCUGACAGUUGCCAUCUUACUCGUCAUGGAGGGCCUCUCUGCUUUCCUGCAUGCCCUCCGCUUGCACUGGGUGGAAUUCCAGAACAAGUUCUACACAGGCACUGGAUUCAAGUUUCUCCCAUUCUCAUUUGAUAGCAUUUGUGAUGGUCGGUUUGAUGAAUAAUCCCCUUGAGACUUACGUGUUGGACAUGUGGCAGUAAAUCUUGACUCUCUUCUGCAUGUGUGUGUUUGCCUGUGUGAUAGUCAAAUUCUGUAACUCUCGUGAUUUUGCCACAAGUUGCUGCUGUGACAAUAAUUUGCUUUUCUUCAAGUACCUUGAUGAUGGAAAAAAAGAAAUUAUGAGGAGCUCAUUGGAAUGGUAUUUCAGUCUUGGUAAGUUCUGGGAUGGGACAGUGGCCCUCAGGUUGCACAGACAAAGAUAUCCUGAGAAAAAGAUUGUGGCCUACUGUCAAAGAACACAUCAUGGUAAUCUCCGGUCAUCCCAAUCAUUGUAGGCAUGCUUAACAGCUCAGUGUAAUAACAGAACACAAUCUAAAUUUUUAGUCCUUUUUUCCUUUGAAUAUCUUUGGAAUAAGUAUUUGGGCUCAUAUACAUUUUAUGAAAACCUGGUUAAAUGGACCUCUGUCUACCCUUUUCCUACACACUUGUCUGUUCUUUCCUCUAAAACCAUAUUCUGAAUUUCUUCUACAUGCCUUAAUUCUGUUUGGAAUCCUAAGGAUCAGCCUUUGCUCAUUCAGACAUGUUGCCCACAUUCUUCCCCUUACACUCCCCAUGGCACCUCUUUUGCUCCUUCCUCAAUGUAAUCACUAUAGUAAAAUGUGCUUUUUAGAUUUUUGCAAAGGCAACAUCAAAAGAGGCUCCUCACUGACAUCCACUACAUGUCCCAGUCUUUCACCUCUAAUCAGAGCAUUAACUGCUACUCCCUUUCACACUUGCUCUCAUCUUGCAAAUUAAAUUGUGUCCCCUCUCCCCUUUCUCUGCUUCAAGCAAUGUAUGUGGGUGGGAAUCUUUAGGAAACUUGGACUGAAAGCUAGUAAUUCAUUGGGAGUGGUGACCCCAAAUAGCAUUGCAGCUUGGCAGUGUUGGAAUUUGUACUUCCAUGGAUGAGAGCAAGCCACAAAGUGAGGGGAAAGAGAGUUUGCUUGCUUGAUGUGUUGUGUAGCCAUAGCCCACCUGUGCUUGGCUCAAUUGCAUUUGCUAAUAAGAAAACAUUGAUUAACACUCCCUGUAAGUCUGAACAGCUUGUUUUGUUCCAAGGAAACUGGGUCUUUUGCCUCCAGAAAACUCCCACGUAAUGCUGCCUUCCAUUACUUGACACAGGAAAAAGCUGCCCUUACCACGCCCCAGCUACCAUUGAUGAUUUGCAAAUAAAAGCUGUUGCAUAGCAGCACUUGUGUAUUUAGGAAGGGCUUCCCUUAGAAAAUAGAAAUCUACUGAGGGCAAUACCUGCCUUCUCUUUGUGCAGAAAGUGGUAUAGUAAAAAGCCUGGGCUUCAUAUGUCUUUGUAAGAUAAGUAUUUGUGUGAUCCGUGGUUGUGUGUUUGUAUUGUGUAACACAAAUGUGCACUUUUAUGCAAGUGUCUCAAUAGGAGAUCUUGAAGCACCUCUAUUGAGCACUUAAGACAAGAGUCCAGAUCCAGUAUGUUAACUUCACAGGAAGGUGCUAGUACAUUUAUUGCUCUUGAGAAGACAUUGAAGUUACAGAUCUGCUUGUGUGAGUAUGAUAUAGAGGAGCCUGUCAUUAUGUUUACCUGUGUUGUUUGGACAACUGUAGCAUGCAAUGAAGUUUUGCCUGGCUGUUCUCGUCAGCCAAUCAGUGUAUCUAUUAAACAAGUUAAUGUAU
This is a messenger RNA of Anolis carolinensis (green anole), 4490 nucleotides long. RefSeq names its product ATPase H+ transporting V0 subunit a1 (gene atp6v0a1). Gene Ontology annotation, molecular function: ATPase binding; proton-transporting ATPase activity, rotational mechanism. Gene Ontology annotation, biological process: vacuolar acidification; proton transmembrane transport. The coding region runs from base 202 to 2811 and encodes 869 amino acids. The record is from RefSeq and is a predicted model, not a curated record. The transcript has 23 exons. Gene Ontology annotation, cellular component: vacuolar proton-transporting V-type ATPase complex; vacuolar proton-transporting V-type ATPase, V0 domain; plasma membrane. Lineage: Eukaryota; Metazoa; Chordata; Lepidosauria; Squamata; Anolidae.